AUGGAUGGCCCGCAGAUGCUGUCUUCGGAUGGCUGGGCAGCCUUGCAUCUCCCUGCCAUCGAGGAGCUCCUCAGCCAGGACGAGGGCCCAUGUGGCGCCAGUAAUGUGUUCCCCGCGUUUGUCACAGGAGUGCGACAUUCUUCCGCAGUCUUCCAGACUACGCUGAGUACUCCGGCAUACUCGGCAGGUGCCUUUGAAUCGCCUCCACUGUGGACCACCUUCAAGGAUGUGGCGCAGGAUCAGAGUGUUGAUAUGUGGACGAGCAGUCUAUCCAAGCCUAUCAUGGGAAGAGAUAUUCCAGAUACGGCAGUCUGGCAGGUGCCACACGUUCACAUGCGUCAGUCGGAGCCGCUUCACGCUGCCUUCAUGGAGCAGGAUGUGGCAGAGCAGUACGUAGGUGAAGCUGAGCACAUGCGUCGCCUCGUUGGUCAUAAGGGAGUUCCGAAGAAGAUCAACAUUCAGGAGGAGUUCGCUUUGGAUGAGUGCGAGAUCACCACAGCCAUGAUCCGGAAUGUCCCAAACCAGCUGACUCGAAAGCAGUUUGUGGAGCGGCUUGAUCAGCUCGGCUUCCGUGGCUUGUAUGACUUUGUCUAUGUGCCGAUGGACCGAUCGACACGGAUGAAUGUGGGCUAUGCAUUUGUAAAUUUUAUCAGACCUGACAUCUUCAGGAUGUGCCAGAGCACUCUGGAGGGCAAGAGCUUUCUCGAUAAGGAGGAUCGCACCAAGCGUAGAGGUGGAAAGCCGAUCAUCGUGUCGCCUGCUCAUGUACAGGGGCUGAAAGACAAUGAGAGGCACUUCAAGGACGCAGCAGUGUCGCACACCCUUCACAGACCGGUCAAGUACGUGUGCAGCGGUGACAAAGAGAGUCCUUCAAGCAUCCUGUCUGGACGGUGCUCCCCGAGCAGAGCACAGACAUCUGCGCCGGGCGGCCUUUCACACCCGCAAGGGCCGACAACCUGUGCUGCACUUGGACUGAUGACGCCUGGCGAGCGCCAUUAG
This is a messenger RNA of Symbiodinium natans, 999 nucleotides long. NCBI's taxonomy places the organism in Eukaryota, Dinophyceae, Suessiales, Symbiodiniaceae. The record is from the annotation of a GenBank genome assembly.